Molecule: messenger RNA, 184 nt
Organism: Candidula unifasciata
Lineage: Eukaryota; Metazoa; Mollusca; Gastropoda; Stylommatophora; Geomitridae
Source: the annotation of a GenBank genome assembly
CGACCCACGUCUGGCUCUGACGUGCCUGUUCGGACCUUGCACCGCCUACCAGUACAGACUGACAGGCCCCCAUGCUUGGUCAGGAGCGAGACAUGCCAUCAUGACACAGAUGGACAGGGUCAAAUUUCCUUUCUGCACCCGAAUCGUGAAUGAGAGGACAACAGCGCGGCCAACAUGUAGUAGU